This is a messenger RNA of Protopolystoma xenopodis, 819 nucleotides long. NCBI's taxonomy places the organism in Eukaryota, Metazoa, Platyhelminthes, Monogenea, Polystomatidea, Polystomatidae. The record is from the annotation of a GenBank genome assembly.
CUUAAAGUUCGAUUCCACCAGAAGACGACGGCGGAUUCCUCUUGUCCAGCUUGGCUUUACUCGAUGAUUCAUGCUGAAGCUGUUUCCGUGGCAAUCUUCUUCAAUUUCGGUGACUCGUUGCUUGAAUUCUGUUGUGAAGAUGAUAUUUUUGAUGCUCUGAUAAUAAGAUUGCCCCGUAAACAGCAUCAGCAUGAAUGUUCCAGUAAAGCCAAUCGACAGCUGGUCAACAGGAAUCGGACGUCGUCUUCUCGUACACCGACCUUCAAAUCUCUUUACCCAACACUGCCACUCGAAAUGGAAGUGAGCUCAACAAUUACGGGCUACAGUGUCGGUCUCGCCUCAACUCGUCUCAUCACUACCUCCAGCGGGACUCAAACCGUGACAGGACAGUGCAUGAUUGUCGAUACGCCAAACACUAUGCCACUUUGUCAUGAUUUUUUUGUGUGUCACAGGACAGAUGUGAAAUUCAAGGAAGGCCAGGCAUUUUGCAAUAUCACACUCUAUGUCAGUCUUCCCGGUGGGAAAGGACAGACGCUCGGUCGAGAGGGUAGGAAUAGAGAAGUGAUGUCCGCUGGUUGUCGCGGCGAUCGGCUUUAUGCGUUGCAUUCGCAAAAGACGUCUGAAAAUGGGCUUUUCACAAUCAAGUCGUCCUGGCCUAUGAUCGGUUGGUGGCCAACAAACACACGAGCCGAACUGCACUUGCUCCCAACACCGUCGAGGGCGUCAGAAGGGAACAUCUUCAAGACAUUCCGAAAGUCGGGUUACUAUGACGUUGGAUUAGCUUUGUUGAACAGGCUUGUGCGAUUGAAAGAAGCCUAG